Lindgomyces ingoldianus is the source of this 1045-nucleotide messenger RNA. RefSeq lists its product as uncharacterized. NCBI's taxonomy places the organism in Eukaryota, Fungi, Ascomycota, Dothideomycetes, Pleosporales, Lindgomycetaceae. The record is from RefSeq and is a predicted model, not a curated record. The coding region runs from base 178 to 966 and encodes 262 amino acids. The transcript is spliced from 2 exons.
AUUUGUACGAGCUGAGUGCAGGCAAAAUCAAAUCCUCUCUUGCUUGUACGGGGCUUGGUUAUUGCCUGACCAUUAUCUAUAAAAGUCACCACAUUCUCUAAUAUUUCGACUAAUUAAAUAUCGAAGUACCUUGCCUCACAUACAUUUCAAGACAAAAUACGCACCCAAUUGACGACUAUGGACGUGGAUACGGAAGCUCUCAUGGCGGGCAUCCAAGCUCUCAUUUAUGGCGUAGUUGCCGCCAUUAAAACAGCUUUCGAUGCCCAAGAUAUGCACGAUCAUCAGAGAGAUUUCACCACAAACUUUGUGGAAGUUGCUCGACGACAGUAUCCCGAAUGGAACGUCGUAAUCACUUGCCAGAAUACGGACCGCCACUUUGUCAACGAGAUUCAUCAAAAUACCGAAGUGGAUUUGGGUGUCUUUGGUAAACGCCACUACGACGUUUACUUUUGCACUUCGGGCGACUUUACAAGAUAUGGCGACGGCGGGUUCGAGAACUGGUGCUUCAAUGGCAAUUAUGUUCGAGACGGAGACCAUGUCACCUUUUAUCCGAUUGAAUUGCACGAGCCACAGCCACCAAUCCAAGAUCGGCCAACUCCACCAAUCCACGUCCAGAAGAAGGACGGCGUCUACCUUGUCAACUCCAUCCGCGGCAGCGAACGGUCUAGCGGCCUUGCGUACUACAAGAACAUGACAUUUGGCGGAAAUGACGGCCAGCAGCCUGACGACUAUGUCGACAUUGUACACGGUGAGCUGCUAAAUUGGGAGGGACAGCACAGUGGCACGUUUGGCAACCAAACAAAAUUUACAACAUGGAUCAAUGCCGGUGCAGCAGGGCUAGAGAGCGGCACAAUGUGUGGAGGCGCGUCAAAUGAGUUUCGCACUAUGGAGAUUUUCCGGGACAAGUCCCGUGUGCUCUAUGAGAUUGAUGGAUGGAAAGUUUUCACCGAGUUCUGGUGCAAUUGAAGACACCUAAGGCUUUCUAUGUCGGACCGCUAGAUGUAUGCUACGAGGAUUGUGGGUGUGGGCUAAAUUUAUUGAAAUC